This is a messenger RNA of Nyctereutes procyonoides (raccoon dog), 1818 nucleotides long. RefSeq names its product serine protease 44-like. Lineage: Eukaryota; Metazoa; Chordata; Mammalia; Carnivora; Canidae. The record is from RefSeq and is a predicted model, not a curated record. The transcript has 5 exons. The coding region runs from base 1 to 1116 and encodes 371 amino acids. Gene Ontology annotation, biological process: proteolysis. Gene Ontology annotation, molecular function: serine-type endopeptidase activity.
AUGGCGUCCCCGGGCGGCCGCUCGCUGGGCCUCCUGCUCUGGCUCCUGCUCCUCCCGCCUCCGCUCGGGGCGUCCUCCCCGCCGUCCUCCCCGCCGUCCUCCCCGUCGUCCCCGGGGGGCGGCCCUGAGGGCCCGGGCGCCAGCGUGUGGAGGGCUGCGGGGCCGCCGGCGACCUCCAGGCCGCACGAGGCCGCCACACCCCCGCAAGUGGUGCCGGUCACCCCACGUGCCUCUGGCUCCUAUGGGGCUGUGACCGAGGCACAGCCAACGCGAACGAAGCCGCUGCUCACUACAGGAUGCGGCCACAGGUCUAUGAGGAUAAUUGGUGGAUUGCCCGCUCCAGAGCGAAAGUGGCCCUGGCAGGUGAGCCUACAGAUCAAUGAAAAACACAUGUGCGGAGCCUCCCUCAUUGCCAGCCGGUGGGUGCUGACCGCAGCCCACUGCAUAUUUGGCUACGUGGAAUACACGGUGAAGAUGGGAGACAUCUACAUGAGGCAUACCUCCGAUAUGGCAGUCAAGAUCCCCGUCAAGGACAUCGUUAUUCACAAAGAUUACAAUCCUCUUGGAUUAAUUGAGAAUGAUAUUGCCCUCGUUCUGCUUGAGUUCCCUGUGAAUUUUUCCACCCACAUCCAUCCCGUGUGCCUCCCUGAAAAGGCAUUCUUGGUGCAAGCUGGUACAGAGUGCUGGGUGACUGGAUGGGGAAAGCUUAGCGAAAAAGAUUCAUCUCAAGAAACUACAGAGGAACUUCAGGAGGCCGAGCUAAACAUUAUCCGUUAUGAGAGAUGUAAUGAGAUACUCCAAACACAGUUGGAAACUAGUAGUGACGUAGUCAAGAAAGGGAUGCUGUGUGGUUAUAAUGUCCAAGGAAAGGAUGCCUGCCAGGGAGAUUCUGGGGGGCCCCUGGCCUGUGAAUUUAAUGAAACAUGGGUCCAGGUGGGGAUUGUGAGCUGGGGCAUUGGCUGUGGUCGUAAAAAUUAUCCUGGAAUUUAUACAGAAGUUAGUUUGUACAGGGACUGGGUCAUUGAUCACUUGAGUCAGGCUUGCUCUUGGGACUCAGCAGGCUUCUUCCCACUUCUGUGCCUGGUGCUGCCGCUGGGCAUCCUGGUGGCCCCGUGAUCACCCUGGCCCACUCCCCUCCUGUUUCUGAAUCUCUCACUGGGCCUCCUUGACCUCCCACUCCUACUCAAAUGCCCCUUCCUGCAAUUCUGGUUGGCAUCCACUGACCCUGUGGAGGACCACACAGUAGAAGAUGGCAGCAAGACUGGAGCCCAGAAAGUGCCCCAGCCUGAUGCCCCAAUCACCUGCCUCGGCCACACCCACACCUUGGCUGUGCUCUGCCUGCCUGGAAGGAGGGAGUGCAAGCAUGCCAGCCUGACAGCCAGCCAGCCUGCGAGGCGGACCCCGGUGCGUCCUUGCCAUCUUGGAGAGCCCCGACCACAGAAGAGACCUCAGGAGCAGUGAGACAGCACCGGAGCUGGGUGUGGGCUCAGGCUGUCACCUAAGACUCUGUCAGAGCAGUCAGCUUGCUGGUGGUGCAAGAGAGAGGGGAGGAGGCAUCACCAUGUCCCUGCUGAGGUGGGAGGCCUGGGGUUUCCACAUCUGCCUCAGGUGUGUGGGGCUGGGAGGAGUUCCCCUGUACCCAGCAAGGAUCUCCCUGUGCGUGGCCAGCCUGUGGCACACGGGCCCUCUGUGAUGGCAGCCCCGUGAUGGGGGCCCCCUUCCUCAGUAGCUAGUGGCCACAUCCAGGCUCACCCCAAGUUGUGUGGAGGCAGUGAUGGAGUGUGGAGAUCUUAGAUGUUAACUAAUAAAUGUUUGGAA